Molecule: messenger RNA, 294 nt
Organism: Camelina sativa (false flax)
Lineage: Eukaryota; Viridiplantae; Streptophyta; Magnoliopsida; Brassicales; Brassicaceae
Source: RefSeq, a predicted model, not a curated record
CUUCAAGGAGUGUUGUCUAUGGCUAAAUCGUUGGCUAUUUUGAUUGCUUUUUUGGGUGCUUUGUUUGUAUUGUCCCGUACCUGGGUACCUUGGUUUCUAAAACUUAUGACAAGCCUCUCUUCUCAGACUAACGAGCUCUAUCAGUUGGCCGCUGUAGCAUUUUGCUUGCUUGUCGCUUGGUGUAGUGACAAGCUAGGUCUAAGUCUUGAGUUGGGUUCCUUUGCGGCAGGAGUGAUGAUCUCUACAACUGAUCUCGCUCAGCAUACUCUUGAGCAGGUAGGAAUUCGAGAUUAA